This is a messenger RNA of Panonychus citri (citrus red mite), 2828 nucleotides long. Its product is annotated as probable chitinase 2. Gene Ontology annotation, molecular function: chitin binding; chitinase activity. Lineage: Eukaryota; Metazoa; Arthropoda; Arachnida; Trombidiformes; Tetranychidae. Gene Ontology annotation, cellular component: extracellular region. The record is from RefSeq and is a predicted model, not a curated record. Gene Ontology annotation, biological process: chitin catabolic process; carbohydrate metabolic process. Bases 209 to 2155 code for a protein of 648 amino acids. The transcript is spliced from 5 exons.
UUAACUAUCAACAUAAUCAGUGUUUGAUUGAUCAAGAUUAAAAGUUGCCAUUGAAAAAUUUUGAAAAAAAUAUUUUUAAUCAGUUUUGAUUACAAUCAACUGGAAUCAUCAUUAGCUUUAUUGAACAAUUGAAUUUGAUUACAUGGUUUUGAUGUUUAUUUGAUUGUUGUUUAUUGAUCUGUAUCAUUUUCUCAAUUAAAUCAUCAAAAUGAAAUUAUCAAGUGUUAAUCGAGAUCGUUUAUUGUUUACCUUUUACUUACUAGUGAUUGUAAUUGUUUCAAGUUGCCAAGCAUGUAAUCACAAUAACAAUCAACCAAAUCAUCAUGUUAAUAAUAACACUUCAGUAACUAAAUCAAUAGCUGAUGAAAGUAACAGUCAAAAGCCAAAAGGAUCUCAUGAACGGGAAGAGAUUCCUUCAUCAACCACUUCAUCGACAACAACAUCAACCACAACCACAACCACAGCCCCGACUACAACGACAACGACGACGACAACACCGAAACCAACCUCAGCUUCAACGACUUCGACUUCAACGACUGAACGUCCAGCUGAAGUAACUCCCGAUUCCGGCAAAACCUCAGAUAAAGUUUUGAUCUGUUAUUAUGGUACAUGGGCCGUUUAUCGACCUGGUUCUGGUAAAUUUGCCGUUGAAAAUAUUGACCCUCAUCUUUGUACUCAUGUUAUCUACUCAUUUGCUGGACUUGGUUAUGAUAACACAAUCAAAGCGCUUGACCCUUGGAAUGAUCUUCCCGAUAAUUAUGGUAAAGGUGCUUACAUCCGAUUCGUUGAUCUAAAAAAAGUUAAUCCUCGACUGAAAACACUGAUUGCCAUCGGUGGUUGGAAUGAGGGUUCAAUUAAAUACUCUAACAUGGCCGGUGACCCUUCGGCUCGGGCCACUUUUGUCUCUUCUGUCAUGGCCUUUCUUGAAAAGUACAAUUUCGACGGUCUCGAUGUAGACUGGGAAUAUCCCGCUUCGAGAGGAGGAAAACCCGAAGACAGGUCAAACUUUGCUCUUCUCCUCAAAGAUUUAAGUUCAGCUUUCAAACCCAAAGGUUACCUAUUGACCGCAGCCGUUUCGGCCGGAAAAUGGAACAUCGAUCCAGCCUAUGAUGUACCGAAAGUAUCAGAGUACCUCGACUAUAUCAAUGUGAUGUGUUAUGAUUAUCACGGUGGUUGGGAGGAUAAAACAGGUCACAAUGCUCCGUUAUAUGCAAGGCCCGUCGAGGUCGCCAACGAAAGGCUAAACAACGUUAAUUUUUCAGUUAAUUAUUGGCUUUCUCAAGGAGCAUCCAGAUCAAAACUGGUCGUGGGUAUGGCAACGUACGGACGAUCAUUCACCUUAGCACGGGAACAGGAUAACGGUUUAGGGGAACCUGCCCCACAAAAAGGUCAAGCUGGACCUUACACUAGAGAAGCCGGUUCUUUAGGAUAUAACGAGAUUUGUGAAUCACAAUUAAAAACGACCUGGACAAUAGUUCGUGAUCCCCAUAUAGCGGCACCUUAUGCUUUUUCUGGUCGCCAAUGGGUUGGUUAUGAUGAUGUUGAAUCUAUUGUGUUGAAAACUCGAUUGGUCAACCAAAUGGGUUUGGCCGGUGCUAUGGUUUGGUCACUUGAGACUGAUGAUUUUCUUGGUAAUUGUGGCCCAACAAAAUUCCCGUUGAUCAAAGCGAUUAAAGGUGAACUUGUGUCAGGAAAUUGUCAUAUUCCUGAUCCAAAGGUUGCCAGAGAUGAACCAACUCGAGAAAAGGUCACUCCAAGUUCAUCAUCAUCAACAACAACAGUAAAAUCCACCUCUUCAUUUUCACCAUCAUCGUCAACAACAACAACGACAACGACAACAAUUAAACCGAUUACCUCAACCAAAUCAACUAAAUCAUUAACCUCAUCUCCAUCUGACAAGGAAAAUGAAGCAACUGACAAUUCAGAUGAAAUGAUUUGCAAAUCAUCGGGAAUGUUCAGAAAUCCAAGAGAUUGUAAAAAGUUUUACCGAUGCGUCGAAAUGGGAAGUCGAUUCUAUAAGUACGAUUACGUUUGUCCCACCGAGACUGUUUUCGAUUCGGAAACGCAAAUCUGUAUUUGGCCUGAUUCGGUUCCCGAAUGUCGAAAUUAUUAUUCUCAAAAUGAAAUCGCCGGUUCAUCACUGAAAAGAGCUUGAAAUCCUUAAAACUAAAUCAUCAUCUUCAUCAUCAAGUGUAUUUAUAUUUAAAUCCAAACUCAUCAUACUCUUAAUGUCAACAAUCAAAUUGAUUGUUGUCAAAUUUAUCCCACUCUCUAUGUGCCAAAAUAAUAAGCUGAGCUUUAAUCAAGGCUUUAAUCAACCAACAAUCAAUCACCGUUUGAAUUCACAUGGUGCCAAAGUAAAAAGAUUCAAUCUAUUGAUUGUUAACUACUUUCUAUUGAAAGAUUGAUCUUUUUUGGGUUUUUUUUGCUUAAUUGCAAACAAUUUACAACCAGCUACACAAUUACAACUGCUUUUAAUUUGCGGGAAUUAAUUUUGAUUAUGUUUUUCUCACUUCGGGUAAAUCUAAUAACUAAUUUCUUAAUUUAUUUUACCAAUACUUUUGGGUUUACCUUUGAUUUGAUUUGAUUUACUAAUUGUACGGUUAAUCAUUUUCAAUUGAAUUUCAACUGUUGGGAUAUUAUUUUAUUUUUAAUUCAUCAUUCAAUGUUGAUACUAACUCUUAAUUGUGUAUUUAAUGAAUCAACUUCAUUUGAUCUCUUUUUUAAUUACUCUUUUUCUUUCAACAAACUUAUAUACUCAUUUGUGUAAUCAUCAGAAUUGUAAUUAUAAUUAAUAAUAUGAAAAUAAAGCUUUCCUUUGUUUCCAA